Amoebophrya sp. A25 is the source of this 2612-nucleotide messenger RNA. Lineage: Eukaryota; Dinophyceae; Syndiniales; Amoebophryaceae. The record is from the annotation of a GenBank genome assembly.
ACAUCAUUGUCGUCAUCAAUUGUAAGCAGACAUUCUGGAGCCUUGGCCCCGGCAAAAAAUCGCAUGCCAGGAAACUCUUAAUCUUAAUCUUAACCGUAGCUGAAUGAAAUCAUGGCGUCUCCCGGUAAGAUGAAGCACGUACCAGCAAGCGGAACGACCGUUGAGAAGACGGCGCAGGGCGGAGACGAGGCGCCAGUGGGGGCAACGACGGGGCAUACGCGACUCUGGUUCUGGAGGUCCACGUCGACGAAGUCGUCCCGCGGCAGCUUAGGAAGCCUCCUUGAAGGGCGACUGCUCUUCAUGUGCGCGUUUUACCUGGGUAUGCUGGUCUUCUUUCCUCCACUCGUGCUCUACUCACUCUACCUCGCGCUGUGGUGCGGAUCGCUCCUGUGUCGGGUGCUUUGGUUGUUUGUUCUCGUGGACUACCUCAUUCCAUUGAAAACGCCAGGGAUGUGGACCUUUUGGUGCAUGCUGCAGGACGACACCUUCGCAAAAACGCGUUAUUGGGAUGCAGAAGUGGUAUCAGAGUUUUUUUCUGCUUCAGCGAGUGCAACUAUGAGCCGUGCCAGCUCUUUAGCGUCCGCAACCACCGGGACCACCAUGAGUAGCAGCGUAUUUGCCCCAGAAACGCCCUCGACGGGUAACGUCUUGAACAAAAACUUGGAGAGUAGUAAUGCGAAGAUCACGGCAAGAGCAGGCAGUACCUUUAUUUCCAAAGAGCAUGAAGACAUCAGCUUCAGGAAUCCUUCCGACGACGUGCUGAUCGUGGAUGAGGACGGGUAUGACGUCACCGAUCAUAGUUGCAACACAGUGGAGGCGCCAGAUUUUGAGGUUUUUCGCAUGGAGCCAAGAGACUACAGAGAAAUGUUCCAAAGUGCAAUCUUCCAAGAACGAAAGGGCGUGGUGGAAAAGAACAACUACCUAGUACUCUACCACCCGCAUUCCCUCUUCGGCGUUGGGCACACGCUUCUUUUAAGGCGGCUUAAGUCUUUUGGAUCUUGUUUACUAGGCAGUGAGGUAUCCCGAGCGGAUGCCCUCAAGAAGUCAACGGAAGUAUUCCAGUGCAUCAGCCCAGGUGCAGUCACUGAAGGCGUGGGUCUACGUAUGAAGACAGUUAAAGAUGAAAUUAAGUGGUCCCGUUCUUCUAAUGUUUGUCAAGUACUUUUUCGAAACCAGUGGCGCAGAGCUCCUUUUCACGGGUGCAGAUAUCAUAUCCUACUUUCCGUUUUUACGCAGGGUCCUCGUGUGGUGGGGCUACACGAAGGUCUCAGCACCAGAACUGAAGCGCAAUCUCAAGAGACCUUAUCCCCAGAACUUUCUCACGCUGCUGCCAGGUGGAAUUGCGGAGAUGUUUUACGGGAACAGUACAGUGAAGAUAAAAGCUAGCAGUAAACAGGAUAAAGAUGAUGCCUCGACGCCAUCUUCUUCUCUUAGCGAAUCCGGGCUGAUGUACCAGGACACGAGAAGCGCGCGCGACGCGUUGUUGAAGGAGCUUCGUCAAUCCUCCUGCGCAGCAACUGCUCAGAUCGACGUGAGAGGUCUGCUCACGGGAGAGCAAGUCGUGCUGCGAAAGCGCACAGGCUUUUGUCGCAUCGCCUUGCAGAGCGGCGCAUCACUAGUACCGGUUUACGCUAUGGGGGCAAACCAGGUGUACAACCGUUUCUUCACGCAGGACUCGUUCUUCUCGCGCCUAAGCUCCAAACUUCAGACCUCGCUGGUCGUGUGGACGGACCGCCUCGGUGUGCCCUUUGGAUGCGUGCCAUUCUUAGGGCUUUUUAUCUUUAUAUAUACUAUAAGUAUCGGUAGGGAUAGCCUCGCAAUUGCUUUACUCAUCUUUUCUCUUUUUAGUUCAUGGAGCCAUGGGAGCAAAAGUCCCUCUCCCCAUUUCCAAUUCCUGAAGGAGCAAAAGUCCUCCUUCCAACUUCCGUUACUGAGUUAGUCAUGGGAGCAAAAGUCCCCCUUCCCAUUUCCAUUAGUCUUAGUCAUGGGAGCAAAAGUCCCCCUUCCCACUUCCUCCCACCAGGUUUUUGUAUGAUUCAUGUGUGGGAUUACCUACUUAUUUGUGAAAUUACUUGUUGUGAUGAAAUAUGAUCAACACACUUGUUUGAUAAAUGUGAAGAUGAGUCUUUCAGAUUGUAUAUCAAAAAUCUUCACCGAUCAUUGCUGGCGGCUUCUAAUCUUCUCCGUGAAGAUGGUCGUUGUGAUCGGACGGCCGAUUCCUGUCGAACGAGAGAGUGAUCCCACUGCAGAACAAAUUUCCGCACUCCACGAACGAUACAUUACGACAAGUUACAUUCUCUAGCAAUUCACGUCCACGAACGAUAUCUUAAGAAUUACCAAGAAACUACGUCCUUCGCAAUCGUAUUAUUUUGGCUUUUAUUUCGUGAAGGAAAUCACUCAUGGACAGUAAUGGACAAGAGUGCAAAAAUCCUCGAGCACCCGCUCGCUCUAAGUAUAUUCGCGAGCUGCGUGCACUGUUUGACCGGCACAAACAUCGUGCGGGCUGGGGACCGGGAAAAAAGCUCUACCUUGAGGACGAAGACCUCAUAGUCGACGAUGUUGCGUCGUUGCUACCCCCGUCACUGCGUAGUAGAUCCAAAAAGGAGAAAUAA